AUGCCAUUCAUCGGCUCUGAGCACUCUUCCCUUCGGCCUCCACCUCCUACUCUUCCUGCUCCUUUUCCGGCGCAAUCACAGGCUAACAAAGAUACUUUUCAGAAACGACUCCAAGCUCUAACUGAAGGAGCAAAAGAGAUUUGGACUUACGCCGUUGCGGCUGAGCAAGAGCAUCGGAGGAGAGUGAUUCAAGAGCUCAACUCUUUGAUUUUCGGCAGAGGAGGAGGAACGGUUAACGGUGGUGGCAGCUCCGAUGAAGCAGGAGACGAAGAAGUCACAGACCUUGAAUGGUUCUUCUUGGUUUCGAUAACACAGAGCUUUAUCAACGGCUCUGAUUUGCCUGGUCAAGCUUUCUCGAACUCGCAAACGAUUUGGCUCUACGGGUUAAAUACGUUAGCUGGAUCAAGCUGCGAGAGAGCUCGUCAAGAGACCGUGUGUAUACCGGCAGAAAAUGGCGUCGUUGAGCUUGGUUCGUCAGAGAUUAUACAGCAAAACUCAGAUCUGGUUGAUAAAGUCAACAGCUUUCUCAAUUUCAACAAUGGCGGAGGAGGAGAGCCAGGUUCUUGGGCAUUUAAUCUGAACCCAAAUCAAGGAGAGAAUGAUCCAGCUAUGUGGAUCAGUGAACCCAAUGUCACCGGAAUCGAACCGGGUCUUGUAGCUCUGGCGAUAAACCCCGGUAAUAACUCGACUUCAAACUCAGGUUCCCACACAAUUUCGAAGCUUUGUAAUGGGAGCUCAGUGGACCCUAGUAACCAGCUAAACCACGUCGUGAGCUUUAAGACAGGAUAG
This is a messenger RNA of Thlaspi arvense, 789 nucleotides long. Lineage: Eukaryota; Viridiplantae; Streptophyta; Magnoliopsida; Brassicales; Brassicaceae. The record is from the annotation of a GenBank genome assembly.